Messenger RNA from Cylicocyclus nassatus, 336 nucleotides. The record is from the annotation of a GenBank genome assembly. Lineage: Eukaryota; Metazoa; Nematoda; Chromadorea; Rhabditida; Strongylidae.
AUGGUCGUGACCUUCCUGCACCCGCACCCUCCGUGGAAAUAUGCUCCAUUUUGGCCACCUCCCUACCGCAAUCACAACCCCACAGCAUCAGCCGUCCCAGCACCCAUCGCAGCAACAGCGGAUAGCUUCGAGGAAAAAAAAACUUCGGCGGAAAAGAACAGAAAUCAACACAGAUUGAACCUCCUUCGCCAGUUAUACAAAGCGAAGUUGAUGAGUGGUUAUAUGUAUUUUUACUACGUAAGUAAACAGUGCAAAAAAUCAACGUCUUCAGCAGCUGAACAAUUCCCUGAAGCGGUUUCCCAAUUCAGCGGAGAAGAAGAAGAAGAAGAAGAAUAA